AUGAAUCCAUGUAAACCGAACAUUUCAUUCGAUGAAACUGUCUUACAAAAACUUUGGAUACCAAAUACAUGCUUCAUUAAUUCGAAAAAUGCUGCCAUACAUGAAUCACCAUUUAGGAAUGUUUUCCUAAUGGUUUUUGAAAAUGGUACAUUAUGGACCAAUUAUCGGAUGAAAUUAACUGGUCCAUGUGAUAUGAAUUUGAAACGAUUUCCAUUCGAUCAACAAAAAUGCUUUCUUACUUUCGAAUCAUUUAAUUAUAACAUUGGUGAGGUACGUAUGUCCUGGAAUCAGCCUUAUCCGGUGAUGCUGCUCAAAAAAAUUGAACUACCCGAUUUUAAAUUAACAAAUUUUAGUGUAAUUGCAGUGGAACAGAUAUAUCCAGCAGGUCAUUGGGAUGAAUUAACUGUUUCAUUUGUCUUCAAAAGACGAUAUGGUUGGUAUAUCCUUCAAGGGUAUAUUCCCACUUAUGUCACCAUUUUCAUUUCAUGGAUUUCGUUUUAUCUUGGAUCGAGAGCUAUUCCAGCACGAACAAUGUUGGGAGUUAAUUCAUUAUUAGCAAUGACAUUCCAAUUUGGUAAUAUUAUCCGAAAUUUGCCUCGGGUUUCAUAUGUUAAAGCAAUUGAUGUUUGGAUGUUAAGUGGUAUGAUGUUUAUUUUUUUAUCAUUACUGGAAUUAGCAGUAAUUGGUUUUAUGUCACGAAAUGAAGCUGCACCAAAACAAUUAAAAAAACGAAGUGUUAUUUCCAAUAAUUUAACAUGGAAUGAAAUGCCUAGUCCUAGAAUAGGUUUACGUCAG
Molecule: messenger RNA, 795 nt
Organism: Loa loa (African eye worm)
Lineage: Eukaryota; Metazoa; Nematoda; Chromadorea; Rhabditida; Onchocercidae
Product: ACC-1 protein
Exons: 6
Biological process (GO): chemical synaptic transmission; nervous system process; signal transduction
Cellular component (GO): synapse; membrane; neuron projection
Molecular function (GO): neurotransmitter receptor activity; transmembrane signaling receptor activity; extracellular ligand-gated monoatomic ion channel activity
Source: RefSeq, a predicted model, not a curated record